Messenger RNA from Meriones unguiculatus (Mongolian gerbil), 950 nucleotides. It is a transcript of the gene Bsx, whose product is annotated as brain specific homeobox. Gene Ontology annotation, biological process: regulation of DNA-templated transcription. The coding region runs from base 152 to 853 and encodes 233 amino acids. The record is from RefSeq and is a predicted model, not a curated record. Gene Ontology annotation, molecular function: DNA binding; DNA-binding transcription factor activity, RNA polymerase II-specific. Lineage: Eukaryota; Metazoa; Chordata; Mammalia; Rodentia; Muridae. The transcript has 3 exons.
GACAAGCACCGGGGAUAGCCCAGGUCCGCAGAGCAGCCGAGCUUUGAGCCCGGGCUGCAGGUGCAUCCUUUUGACUAGGCCCACCGCGAAGCUGUCUGCUUCCUCCACUUUGUCCCGGCCGGCCGUCGCCCUGUGACAGGCGCUCCGCAAGAUGAAUCUCAACUUCACCUCCCCUCUCCAUCCGGCAUCUUCUCAAAGGCCCACGUCGUUUUUCAUUGAGGACAUUCUGCUACACAAGCCCAAGCCGCUGAGGGAGGUGGCCCCUGACCACUUCGCCAGUUCUCUGGCCUCCAGGGUGCCUUUGCUAGACUAUGGCUACCCCCUAAUGCCCACACCCACCCUCCUCACCCCUCAUGCCCAUCACCCUCUGCAUAAGGGGGAUCACCACCAUCCUUAUUUCCUGACCACCUCAGGGGUGCCGGUCCCGGCGCUGUUCCCGCACCCGCAGCACGCCGAGCUGCCGGGCAAGCAUUGCCGCCGCCGCAAGGCCCGCACGGUCUUUUCUGACUCGCAGCUCUCCGGCCUGGAGAAGAGGUUCGAAAUCCAGCGUUACCUGUCGACCCCAGAGCGCGUGGAGCUGGCCACGGCCCUCAGCCUCUCCGAGACUCAGGUGAAAACGUGGUUCCAGAACCGGCGGAUGAAGCACAAAAAACAGCUGAGAAAAAGCCAGGACGAACCCAAAGCCGCCGAUGGGCCCGAGAGCCCCGAGGGCAGCCCGCGCGUCCCGGAGGCCUCCGCCGCCGCCGAUGCUCGGCUGAGCCUGCCCGCCGGCGCCUUCGUGCUCGCCGAACCCGAGGACGAGGUGGACAUUGGGGAGGAAGGCGAGCUCAGCUCGGGGCCGCACGUGCUCUGAGUGGCCAGGCUGGGGCCGGGGUUGGGGUGGGGGACCCGGGGGGAGGAGGCCGCGGAGCCAGGCGCCGUCCCUCCCGGGCGGGGAGGCUCUCCGAGAG